Spinacia oleracea (spinach) is the source of this 615-nucleotide messenger RNA. RefSeq names its product serine/arginine-rich-splicing factor SR34-like. The record is from RefSeq and is a predicted model, not a curated record. Bases 211 to 504 code for a protein of 97 amino acids. The transcript has 5 exons. NCBI's taxonomy places the organism in Eukaryota, Viridiplantae, Streptophyta, Magnoliopsida, Caryophyllales, Amaranthaceae.
UCACAUUGUGUAAUCAUUCGGAUUAUUGUUUAGUCUAAUAUGUGGUGCAGGCCUUUAGGGUCAUCCUUAAAAGUGGAGAUGUUUUGUUCACUGCAUACUUCUAGUUGUAAAGUUGCCCUUUGGCCCGAUAAAGCGUUCUUUUUGCAGGCACGCCUGGAGUUGUUGAAUAUGCAAAUUAUAAUGAUAUGAAACGUGCUUUCAGGAAGCUGGAUGAUUCUGAAUUUCUAUGCAUUCUCUCGCGCUUAUAUCCGAGUGAGGGAGGACUCGAGGAGUCUGAGUCUAGAUGACAGGUCGAGAAGCAGAAGCUACAACCGUGGCUGUAGUUAUAGUCGAAGCCGCAGCCGCAACCACAGUAUAUCUCCGCGAAGAAAUUCACGCCGUUGUUAUUCUAGAUCUCCUUCGAAGUCCCGCUCGAGAUCUCCCUCUCGUUCUCGCUCUAGAUCAGUACUCUUUCUGUUUGAGCAAUGGAAUCGGAAGUUCAUCAUAGUUCGUCCUCAUCAUUGACGGAAUCAAGCAAGUUUUCUUAUUCAUGUGUCUGAUGUUUAAUGUUCUGAAUAAUCGUUUUAAAUGUUCUGCAUUUGAAACCAAAUGUUCUAUGUACACAUUAUACAUGUU